AUCAAAGCUUAGCCAUCGCUGACUCCAAUAGUACCUCUUCUUCAAAAUCCUUUAUUCCCUGUAAAGUGUGUGGAGACAAGGCUUCCGGUUAUCAUUACGGAGUGACGUCAUGCGAGGGUUGUAAGGGGUUCUUCAGAAGAAGUAUACAAAAACAAAUAGAAUACCGAUGUCUUCGUGAUGGUAAAUGUCUGGUAAUUCGUCUCAACCGGAACCGGUGUCAGUAUUGCCGCUUUAAAAAGUGUCUUGCCGUCGGGAUGUCCAGAGACUCUGUUCGAUAUGGUCGAGUGCCAAAAAGGUCGAGAGAACGAAAUGAUGACGGUCGAGUUACUCAGGCCGAGGCUGACCAGUCGGCGAGAGAGUUCGAGAACAAACAGUUGGCUAUGUAUGAUAUUAUUCUGACUAUUUCUCAAGCCCACCAUGCCAACUGUGCCUACACAGAAGAAAAGACAAGAAACUUAGUUCGAAAACCAGCAAUAUUUAGUUUGGACGAGUUUCAACCGACAACGACAGGAGCUGAUGGAAACGGACAAAUUACAGCCGACAGCUUACAACAUCAAAAAAUCGUUAUGUGGCAGCAUUUCGCUGUGCUGGUCACUCCGACCAUUCAGAGGGUAGUAGAAUUCGCAAAACGUGUCCCUGGAUUCCUCGACUUAACCCAAGAUGACCAACUGAUCCUCAUCAAGCUCGGUUUCUUCGAGAUCUGGCUGGUUCACAUCGCCCGGAUGAUCAACACUCUAGAAAAUAGCGUAACUUUCAGCGACGGAAGUUACAUCACUCGUCAACAGAUGGAGCUAAUGUUUGAUCAUGAAUUUGUUUCUUCUUUGUUCAACUUCGUUGUGACUUUCAACAAUUUGCAGUUGAACGACACAGAAAUCGGGCUUUUCUCGGCAGUUGUUCUUUUGAAUUCAGAGAGAAUGGGUAUCUAUGACAACAAAACCAUCGCCCAGCAACAGGAAAAGCUGAUGGAGGCCCUGAAACUCCAGACUGGACGCAACCACCCCAGUAAGCCUCAUCUUUUUCCUUCUCUCAUGAUGAAGCUACCAGAGAUGCAUUCUCUUGGAGGAAAACACGUGGAACACCUUCAGUGGUUUCGAGGCAACUGGACAAGACUUAAACUCCCUCCUCUUUUUGCCGAGAUUUUUGAUAUACCAAAAUAUGAAGAAGAUUUAGUACAAUGAUGAAGCUGAUAUACACAGUAGACCAGUAUAUCGUCCACUCUUGUGUUAUAACACUUGGCAGGUCCAGUUAUUUCAGCUUCCAGCACUGCUCCAUUCCCAGCAUUCCAUGUUCUAGACAAAGGACAGAUCCUGGGACCAGGAUAUUUUUCAUAUUUAUUUUGUUCGCAUAACUCACCAACACGUUUCAUCCGAGCACAGAAAUUACUGGUCGAUCAGUUUUUUUUUUUUCACACUCAUCAGUGUUGUUUGGGUUGGUGAAGGAUGGAAACUUGACAUUACUUGUGUGACUGUUGUUGAGGUUUCGUCCAUUAAUCAGUCCAAUGAUGAACAAUUGGUUGUUUUUCUUGAAUACAUUAGACUACAACGUUUAUUUUUUAAUAUCUUUGUUGAAUAACUAUUGUAAACAAUUUGAUAGAGCUCUAAUAUUAGUAAUAAAAGAUAUUACUUAAAGUACAUUUUGGUUGCCUUGGUUUUUAACAAGAUAUAUAUACGUGACAGUGGUCAUAAGGUGUAUAAAAAAAAAACAAAAUAAACAGAACAAAGUGUAAUAAGAGUAAGGAUGAUUACCGUAUGAACGUGAAACACUAGGAGAAAAAAACACAAAGUAUAUAGAAUAAGGCAUAUAUAUAUGCCUUAUAUAGAUAUAGAUUAUAUACCUUAUAUAGGUAUAUAGAUUUAAGAAUAACAACGAUUACCGUAUGAACAUAAAACACUAGGUGUAUGAAA
Molecule: messenger RNA, 1904 nt
Organism: Limulus polyphemus (Atlantic horseshoe crab)
Lineage: Eukaryota; Metazoa; Arthropoda; Merostomata; Xiphosura; Limulidae
Product: ecdysone-induced protein 78C-like
Exons: 7
Biological process (GO): regulation of DNA-templated transcription
Molecular function (GO): nuclear receptor activity; sequence-specific DNA binding; zinc ion binding
Source: RefSeq, a predicted model, not a curated record